Molecule: messenger RNA, 789 nt
Organism: Alternaria viburni
Lineage: Eukaryota; Fungi; Ascomycota; Dothideomycetes; Pleosporales; Pleosporaceae
Exons: 1
Coding region: 1-789 (262 amino acids)
Source: RefSeq, a predicted model, not a curated record
AUGUGUACCAUUCUCGUAAUUACGUACGACUGUGGCCACGAGAGCAAGAUCAACCUCCCCUGUGGGGAGAGGAGUUGUAAGAAGACUGCAGACCAUACUAGGACAAGGCAGUACGAAUGCAGACCCUGUGUAACGGAACUCAUAAAUCGCCUCCGUCGCGAACGUAACGAAGAGAAACAGAAGGCUCGAGAUGCUGGGACCGUGUCUGCUAAGAUGCUUCAGCAACGGAAGGCUGAGCGUGAACAGGACUUAAAGGUAGCAACAGCAGACAUCUGUGUUCACGUCGAUCUCGAGACAACAUUCGCCUGCGGGCAUCUAGAUCUAACGACAUGGUCUUGUGCCACUGCCAAAACCGCAGAAGCUGCCAAUCACCGAUCUGUUUGGAGAAAGCUCGAGAAAGACAGGGACGAAAACUGCGGAGAAUGUCUAGAGCAAGAAGAAGCUAAUCGCGAUGAAGCGUUCGCGCGAUUAACUAGAUCUCACGCUGCUGAAACAGACACAGUGCAUGAGUUGAGGGAACGGAUGGACGCGCUUGAAGAAGAGAGAGAUGAGCUUGCAGAUAGCCUGGAUUUGGUUGAAGAUGAGGUUAAAGCAACUCUGGAAGAGCUACUGUCAGAUGGUCAGCGCCAUGCUGAAGAAGUAGAUACUCAGCUUGACAUCUUGGCGGUAGAGCAAGCUGAGUUCGUCCGACAAAUGGACGACCAGAAUAUGGCAUUGGAAAUCGCAAUCUUGGAGCUUCGAGAAGAGUUGCAAUCAGCUCUCUCUGAUAACGGUGCGCAAAACUCUUGA